This is a messenger RNA of Radiomyces spectabilis, 1816 nucleotides long. Its product is annotated as Mycolic acid cyclopropane synthetase-domain-containing protein. Gene Ontology annotation, biological process: cellular response to biotic stimulus. The coding region runs from base 75 to 1505 and encodes 476 amino acids. The transcript has 4 exons. The record is from RefSeq and is a predicted model, not a curated record. Lineage: Eukaryota; Fungi; Mucoromycota; Mucoromycetes; Mucorales; Radiomycetaceae.
CCUUUUGUUUUCCGCUUCUUCUGUUUUCUUUCUUUCUUCUCAAGUUUUCUUACUUCCUACGAAACAAACCAGAGAUGGGAGUAGACAGCAAAGGUGAUUACAAGCCAACCACUUGGGCCGGCAUCAAGAACGCUACUUUGCCCGUUGAAGGUGCCGGUAACCAAACUUUUGAUAACCGUAUCUUUAUUGGCGCCAUCGUGGGUAUCCCUGCUUUGAUAAGCUACGCGUUGGGUUUGCCCUGGUGGUGUUUCCUCCUCCUCACAGUGGUGCUGCUGUUGCCCAUUUUGGCCACCACGCUUUAUCUGUUCUCUCGUUUUGCUCCCCGUUAUCGUAACUUCAUUUCUCUUCCUGGCAAGCCCAUCGAAGAAUAUAUCACUAUCCAUGAUGCUGAACUCAAGGCUAAAUACCACGGACGUAACAAGAUUCCCAUGGAAACCUUUUUCGAGUCUUACUUUGUUGGCAAGAUUGACUUCAAUGGCGAUCCUCUUGAAAUCAUGGAACUUCGCCACGACUGGGCUGCUUUUGAAUUCACUUUGGGUCAAUACAAGUUCUUUUUGACAGAAUGGCUUCCCGAGACUUUCUGGCAUUCACGUGAUCAAGACGAGAACCAAGUUCGCGACCACUACGACCGCGGUGAUGACUUUUAUGAAGCUUUCUUGGGUCCUUUGAUGGUGUACACUUCCGGUAUGAUUUCUGACCCUACCAAGCGCGAAAGUCUCGAAGAACUCCAGGAAAACAAGAUGAAAUUGAUCUGUGAAAAGGUGCACUUGAAGGAAGGUGAAAAGCACUUGGAUAUCGGUUGCGGCUGGGGUACCCUUGCCGCUUACGCUGCUAAAAAUUACGGAAGCGAUUCCACCGGUGUCACCAUUGCUCGCAAACAGGCUGAAUUCGGCAACAAACGUAUUGAAGACUGGGGUGUCAAAGAUAAGGCUCGUGUUUUGUGCAAGGAUUACCGCGAUAUCCCUGAUGACCAAAAAUAUGACAAGAUUACCUGUGUUGAAAUGGCCGAACAUGUCGGUAUCAAGCGUUUCGGUCAGUUCCUUACUGAAGUGCGUGAUCGUUUGGAAGAUGAUGGUUUGUUCUACAUGCAAGUGGCUGGUUUGAGAGCCACCUGGCAGUACGAAGAUUUCAUCUGGGGUCUUUUCAUGGGUCGCUAUAUCUUCCGUGGUGCUGAUGCCUCUACCCCUCUUUACUGGUACCUCAAGCAAUUGGAAUGUGCUGGAUUUGAAAUUCACAAUGUCGAUACCGUGGGUGUCCAUUACUCGGCCACUCUUGAAAGAUGGUACUUGAACUGGAUGCAAAACCGCGACAAGAUGCGCGAGAAGUACGGUGAAAAAUUGGUCCGUAUCUGGGAUGUGUUCCUUUCCUGGUCUACCAUCAUUUCUCGUCAAGGCAGUGCCACUUGUUUCCAGAUUGUGGCCAACAAGAACCGCAACUCCUUUGACCGCGCCAAAUUGAUCUGCAAACGCACCGAUCCUGCCACCUAUAGCACCAAGCGCGCCUAAAAAAUGAUGAACCUCUCAAGUGGUGAUUCUUUUAUUACUUUUCUUUCUGCUUUUUGAUUGUUUGAUACUGAAAAAAAAAUUACUGCGCAUAAUAAAUGUGUCUUGUCUAUAUAAUACUACUUGCAAAGUUCUUUGUUGCAUUGAUAGUGAAAUAUAAUAUUGUUUUGCUCUCUUGACUUUAUGUUGGUCGGUGGUUGUGUGGAAUAACGUCUUUAGCCGGACCCACGGCAGCUAGUGCCCGUCUUGCUCCGGAUUAAAUGCUAAUAGAAUGGACUACUGUAGUAUCUUCGGCAGUGAGCACAAACAUAGGC